Molecule: messenger RNA, 2373 nt
Organism: Carica papaya (papaya)
Lineage: Eukaryota; Viridiplantae; Streptophyta; Magnoliopsida; Brassicales; Caricaceae
Source: RefSeq, a predicted model, not a curated record
CAGGCACGUGUGCCUUUCGAAGCACUAUUAUAAACAAUUCCCGAUGUUUUAAGUAUUAGAAUAAGCACCCUGGAUUUCUUUCGUCUGACCAGCUGCAGCACUUUAAGAAUUUGUGUUCUAAAUAAUCUUACAUACCAAUCUACCUUACAUACCAAUCGAUGAGUUAGGCUCUGACUAUUAAGUUUUACAGGUUUUUUAUGCCCCAGAAAUGUUUUAAACACUUAACAACCCCUACGAGUCUGAGAAAAUUAUAAAAGCUUGCAUUAUGCAUUGAAUAUUAAGUAAAAUUUAUUGCACGGAAUGUACUAUUCUUCAUGUCAUAGUUGCAUACCAAUUUUACAACAGUUUAAUCAUAUUCUCGAAGCCAUCUUAUUAUGUGGAAUGAUAUUCUAUUUCAGAAAGUUGGCAGUUAAGUCUGCUGCAUCUGCAGUUUGUCAAAGUGGAGAAGUUUGAAGUUUCUUUUAUGUCUGAACGGGCUCCUCUCUUUCUGACAUCAAUUGGUUUACUUGGAGAGUACUGCCCUACCAGAAAAAAGAGCAUAAGGUCCUCUUAUAAAGGAAGCUGCAUGCAUCUUGGAUUAUUUGAGGCCUACUGUGAAAAUAAUUUUGACUGCCAGUUUAUGCGACCUUGCCUUUUUGAUAAAAAUCAAUCUGGUGAAGGAGAAUUUCUUAUUCCAAGAAACUAUACUGCUGCAGACAUCUACCCUCUCUGAUCAGUUAAACAAGUCAUCCUUUUAACAAAAAAUGGCUUUGCAAAAUAUUGGGGCUUCCAACCGUGAUGAUGCCUUCUAUAGGUAUAAGAUGCCAAAAAUGAUCACGAAGAUCGAAGGCAGAGGCAAUGGCAUCAAAACUAAUGUGGUUAAUAUGGUUGACAUUGCCAAGGCCUUGGCUAGACCUGCUUCUUACACCACAAAAUAUUUUGGUUGUGAGCUUGGAGCCCAAUCAAAAUUUGACGAGAAGAUGGGAACUUCACUGGUAAAUGGAGCCCAUGACACUUCUAAGCUUGCUGCUCUCCUUGAAAACUUCAUUAAGAAAUAUGUUCAGUGCUAUGGUUGUGGGAAUCCUGAAACAGAGAUUGUGAUCACUAAGUCACAGAUGAUCACACUAAAAUGUGCUGCAUGUGGGUUUAUCUCAGAUGUUGACAUGAGGGACAAGCUAACGACAUUUAUCCUCAAGAACCCACCUGAGGCAAAGAAGUCAUCUAAAGACAAGAAGGCAAUGAGAAGAGCUGAGAAAGAAAGGCUCAAGGAGGGAGAGGUUGCUGAUGAGGAACUAAAGAAGGUUAAGAAAGAGGGAAAAAAGAAAGGCUCCUCUGGCAAUUCCAAGGAUGUUGCUGCCAAAGGUGCCAAGAAGAAAAGCAAUUCUGAUGAGGAUCACUCCCCAGCACGUAGCCAAGCCGAUGAAAAUGAUCGGGAGCUUGAAGAUGACGACAACGAUGAUAUCCAAUGGCAGACAGAUACUUCUUUGGAGGCUGCUAAACAACGUAUCCAGGAGCAACUAAGUGCAGUAACUGCAGAUAUGGUGAUGCUUACAACCAACGAGGAGAAGAAAAAGCCAGUGACGAAACCUUCUGACUCUGAGACAGAGGUGCACGGGAAUGGUUCCAGUGUAAUUAAUAAUGCCCACAAAAAACUUGUUGAAGAAAUAAGAGCUCAUAUCAAGAAGGGUUCCUCGGCAAGUCAGCUCAGGUCAUUCUUCUCUUCAGUUUCUGGUUCUCCUCAAGAAGUAAUGGAUGCAUUAUUUGUAGCUCUAUUUGAUGGUGUUAGAAAGGGAUUUGCGAAAGAGGUAUCAAAAAAGAAAAACUAUCUGGCUGCUGCGAUUCAAGAGGAAUGAUCACAGAUGGUUCUGUUACAUGCUAUAGAGACUUUCUGCAAAAAGGCAAGUGCUGAGGCAGUUAAGGAGGUGGCUUUGGUUCUCAAAACACUUUAUGAUAAUGAUUUAUUGGAAGAGGAGUUCAUCAUGGAGUGGUAUAAGCAGGGCCUGGCCGGUGGGAAUAAAAGCUCUCCAAUCUGGAAGAAUGUCAAGCCCUUCAUUGAGUGGCUCCAGAGUGCUGAGUCUGAAUCAGAGGAAGAGUGACACUGAAAUUUGCUUCUCGGUUCAGGUGCAUAGUCCUGUUGUCUUUCUACUAUAAUAGAGUUACAAUAAUAAAUGGAAUAAUGAUUCUAAUUUUGUGUUUGUGUUUUCUCCCAAUGCUUAUGGUGUGGGAGAGUGUUAGUUUCUAGGGUCUUGAAAUAAGGAUAGGUUCCUCCCUGGUUCACUGUGUCUUUUGUUGGGGGGCUUUGGUCCUUGGCUGAGUCAGGUUUUCUUGUCUGUGUUCGCCUGUCUUCUGUUUCUGGAAAAUGUUUAUUUUGUUGUUCAAUCGCGUUCAAACCUA